AUGGGAGGCAGCUCCUACAAUGCCUCGGACUUGAACUCAGUCCUCAGUGCUUUGUCUAGUCUAGCUUCUCAGGGUCAGGGCAGUACUAGUCAAAAUAUAUCCACACCUCAGCCACCACCAAAAGCCACAUCCUCUCUAUCCAAACCCUCGGAGGAUCCUCGCCCACCGCAGCCGAGGAUAACGAGACCCCCCACCAUUUCUACAUCGGGCUCAUCAACUAUCACAACUUGGCCCGCAGCACUAAGACAUGUGAUGCGCACCGUGGGUCAAAAUGAAGAGACCCAGGCGCGCAUCCGCGGUAUAAUCCGAGGUCAACACCGCCAUGAACAACAAUGGUUCCAUGGCCGAGAGGCAUUAUUAAAGCAGCAGCAGGGUCGCCCUGAGAAACAGAAAGAGCUAGAUGCAGUCCUGAGGUCGAUCGGUGCCCCAGUAAAAGAGGACGAUGGCUCGACCGAGAAAGAAUUUGCAGCAGAGAUUGCAGCCUACGAUGCAAAGGUUCAUAGGGCAGCUGUGCAAAUGGCAGAUGCUAUUAUUGCCGAAUUGCGCGGUCUGGAUAUUCCGUUCUUUACGCUUCGGAAGGAGCUGAUUCAAGACACUCCAUCCAAUGCAGAAGCCUCACAGUCACAGAGCCAGACCGAGUCCAACCAAAUCAUCCCAUCACCUAUUGCUAAAUCUGAGCUUGUGAAGUUGCAACAACGCAUGCUGGAGUUGCUAGAGGAUCUGUGUAAAUAA
Messenger RNA from Penicillium coprophilum, 732 nucleotides. RefSeq names its product DUF2458 domain-containing protein. NCBI's taxonomy places the organism in Eukaryota, Fungi, Ascomycota, Eurotiomycetes, Eurotiales, Aspergillaceae. The record is from RefSeq and is a predicted model, not a curated record. The transcript is spliced from 3 exons. The coding region runs from base 1 to 732 and encodes 243 amino acids.